Rana temporaria (common frog) is the source of this 1282-nucleotide messenger RNA. Its product is annotated as retinol dehydrogenase 16-like. Gene Ontology annotation, molecular function: oxidoreductase activity. Lineage: Eukaryota; Metazoa; Chordata; Amphibia; Anura; Ranidae. The record is from RefSeq and is a predicted model, not a curated record. The transcript has 5 exons. The coding region runs from base 231 to 1187 and encodes 318 amino acids.
UCACAGUGUUUCGCUGUUGUAUGGACAGAUCAGGCCAUCCCUGUGCUGUGUUUUCUUGGUAAAAGGGAGGAGGGAAAUCUGAUAACAGUAAUAAAGUCCAGGUCUGCACAACCCAGCCUUUGAAAUUUGUCCCCGAGUUUAUUAGAACACAGUUUUUUUUUUUUUUUGUGUUGCGUUCACAUUUCCUCCCUUUCCUCGGCUGGUGUACUGAAACAAGGCCGUGUGUCAUCAUGUGGCUUCUUCUACUGCUAGGGAUUCUUGCUGUGGUCUACUUAUACAGAUGGAAUCAAAAACGCCUGAUCCUCCCAAAUCUCACAAACAAGUACGUACUGAUUACAGGUUGUGACUCUGGCUUUGGAAAUUUAGCAGCAAGACAGCUGGACAGACGUGGACUAAAUGUUCUUGCAGCUUGCUUGACUACAAAAGGAGCUGAAGACCUGAAAAAGGAGGCAUCCCGUAAGCUGCAGACUGUGAUCUUAGAUGUCACAGACAGUCAAAGUGUGAGCCUUACAGCCAAUUGGGUAGCUGAUAUUGUAGGAGAUAAGGGGCUCUGGGGGUUGGUGAAUAACGCAGGAAUAUCUCUUCCAACUGCUCCAAAUGAGUGGCUGACCAAGGACGAUUUCUUUAAGAUCCUGAAUGUCAACUUGCUAGGGGUUGUUGAUGUGACUAUUAAGAUGCUUCCUCUGAUCCGAAAAGCACGAGGACGUAUAGUGAAUGUAGCCAGUAUUGCAGGUAGACUUACUAUCUGUGGUGGAGGAUACUGCAUGUCUAAGUAUGGAGUCGAAUCAUUCUCAGACAGUCUUCGCCAUGAGAUGGCCCCUUUUGGGGUGAAGGUCUGCAUUAUAGAGCCAGGAUUCUUCAGUACACAAGUGACAGAUGCAAAGCUACAGAGAGAGUGUGCGAAAAAAAUGUGGACGCGACUUCCAGAAGAAAUCCAAAGGAGUUAUGGACAGCAAUAUUUGGAAAAAUAUUGCUCAAUUGCUGAUCAAAAUUUGGCAACCUGCAACACAAAGUUGUCCCUGGUAUCCGAUUGCAUGGAGCAAGCCCUGACAGCUGAAUACCCCAAGACACGCUAUUCUGCAGGCUGGGAUGCCAAACUGCUCUACAUUCCACUGUCUUACCUCCCUACUAUAAUCACUGAUUUCCUUAUUAGUGUAAUCUACCCUAAACCAGUCCAGAAAGCUUAACUACCUCUACUGCCUAAUUGAAAUUACAGUAAAACCUUGGUUUGAGAGUAACUUGGUUUGAGAGCGUUUUGCAAGACAAGCAAAAUGUUUUAAUU